This is a messenger RNA of Effrenium voratum, 1566 nucleotides long. The record is from the annotation of a GenBank genome assembly. Lineage: Eukaryota; Dinophyceae; Suessiales; Symbiodiniaceae.
GACACGAUUGAGCGUUGUUCGCAUGGUGUUCAAGGCGGGCUCCAAGCUCAAGAUCCGUUACUGUACAUUCAUGCGUUGUAGCUGGGCGAGAACUAUUGAUACGGCACAACUUCAUGCUCAAAGCGGACACGACCGACAUGACUGACGUUGAGAAAAACGAAUCACUUCCUUUGCAGUCAGCAGGUCCUGCGCAGCCCGUCUACUCGGGUAAAGAGCAACUGGAGGCUCUGGAGACUUGGGACUCGGACCGUUUGCUGCCGCAGCCGGUUCCCAAAGGUGGCUUUCCACAUUUGGAUGUCACCCGCAUUGUUUGUGUGAUGCUGGUGGCCGUGGAUCACGGCAGUGCCAUGUAUUCAGAAUGGAAUGUCAUUUAUGUCCAGCAGUGGGUUCUGCAAUGGAUUGUGCUGGUCUCUGGCGUGAGCUACUGCCUGUCGAGCAAGACUUUGGCGAGAUAUUGCUGGCGGCUUGGGACGUAUGCGAUCGUCGGUAUCCUUGUCAACUGGACGGCUUUCAUAGCUCUUGGCCUUGACUGGCAACACAACUUCUUCAACGUGAUCUUCCAGAUGUGGUUCGUGAUUGGUCUCAUGCUCUUCUGCUUCCUGCUGGCCCCCUUGAAGUACUGGUUGGCAGAGGAUGCGAAGAGCGUACAGGAGCAGCCGGCUUUGCCCCAGGUGCCGCCGGCUGAGGAGGGCAUCAUGAACACUGUGUUGAUGCUCCUCAUGGUGCUCUUGGCAAUUGGCAUUUUGUGCAACACCUUCUUGCCGAUACUAGUUGGCCCUAUCCUGGCACCACUGCUGCUAUCCCUGAGCCAGAAGCUGGGCGGUUCCGACAGCGUGUGGGCCCUGCCCGGUUCUUUGGACGAGUCGCAGGUAUUUGUGGCACACCUUUGCAGCUAUGCCUUCCUCACGCUGUCGAACCUUUUUCUGCUGAGGGCCUUCCGCAGUAUGCACAUCAAGCCCAGCAUCAUUCCGUGGGUCAUGCUUCUGAACUGUUUGGUGAACCGGACUAUGAUAUACCGAGGCCCUGAGGAAAGGCCUUUUCACCUGCUGGACAUCAUGAUUUUAGGUAUGGUGACGCAGAGCUAUGGGCUCAUGUUCCGCAAGACGGUCGGUGACUACUUCUGCCGCUACUGGUUUGUCGUGCUGAUCGCCUUUGCAAUCAUCUACCCGCCCUACGUCCACCGGCGCCUAGAUAUGCACCCGACGCACGACCGAGAACUGAGAUGCGUCGUGGAGAGCAUGGAGGCCAUUUGCCUACUGGCUUGGCUCAGCGCCAGUGACCGCUUCUUCUCUCGGGAGAUCUUUACUGUGGACCGCCUGGGCUUCAUGAAUGACUGGGCGCUGCUGGUGUUUUUGGUGCACAAGGCCAUGCACCUGAUCUUCGGCCUGCCCUGGUCAUGGCUGGUGCUAUUCGCUUUGAUUCCUGUUUGCCAUGUCUUCCGGCGCCGGGAGACUGCGAGUUAGGUACCUGGGCUCCCACUGACGGACGCUGGUUUUAAUUUCAGGGUCGGCUUCCCCGGCCAAAGGAGCCGUGCUUGCCACGAAGUUUGUUGGCCUACGCAAGGCA